Mucor mucedo is the source of this 724-nucleotide messenger RNA. RefSeq lists its product as uncharacterized. The record is from RefSeq and is a predicted model, not a curated record. Lineage: Eukaryota; Fungi; Mucoromycota; Mucoromycetes; Mucorales; Mucoraceae. The transcript is spliced from 2 exons. The coding region runs from base 143 to 721 and encodes 192 amino acids.
GAAUCCAUCUAUUACCAUGGGUACACGACAAGAGAAAAAAUCCGGAGUUUACUUUGGGACAAUUUAAAAAAAAAAAAAAAAAAAAAAAAAAAAAAUGGUUGGUAGAUUAUUCUUUUCCAACUAUCUACUGAAAUAAACAAAAAUGUCUAACCCCAACGGAUGUCGCUCUUGCUACGUGCAAGAAAAUCAAGUGCGUGUAGAGAGCAAUCUCUUUGUCAGCGUCGGUGCCGAUGGCGUGAAGGAGCGCCUUAAGCGUUGGCCAGGCGUCCUUCACGUCUGUAAGGUCGUCGAGGGAAAAUGGGCAUAUGUCCAUUUUAAAUCCCCCGAGGCGGCUUCCGUGAGCUUUCAUACUCGGAACCCACAUACAGACCGUGGUGAGCCGGUGUCCGUCUCUGCCACGUAUAAGAAUGGUGUGCGGGUGGUAUACGCGCAAACGGCACUUAAUUUCGGCCCUGCUCGAGCACCACCACCAGCAACCACACCACCAGCAACCACACCGCCCACACCCACCCACACCACCACCACCACCACCACCACGGGGGGCACCACCACCACCAUCAUCACCACGGGGGGCACCACUACCACCACCACCACCACCACGGGGGGCACCACCACCACCAUCAUCACCACGGGGGGCACCACUACCACCACCACCACCACCACCACGGAGGGCACAACCACCACCACCACCACCACUACCGACUCGCCCCCAAGCCUCUAAGCU